Molecule: messenger RNA, 1475 nt
Organism: Magnolia sinica
Lineage: Eukaryota; Viridiplantae; Streptophyta; Magnoliopsida; Magnoliales; Magnoliaceae
Product: argininosuccinate synthase, chloroplastic
Exons: 6
Coding region: 178-1251 (357 amino acids)
Biological process (GO): L-arginine biosynthetic process; urea cycle
Cellular component (GO): cytoplasm
Molecular function (GO): ATP binding; argininosuccinate synthase activity
Source: RefSeq, a predicted model, not a curated record
UCAUCCAAUGCGACUCGUGCUUCUUUUGAUUGAUGUAUAUUUUACGCCAUGUGCUUCUUUUGAUUGAUAUACUCAUGUACUUCAUUUGAUUAUAUUCUACUUUUUGCAUGUUUCAGGGAAAAUUAUGGAUGUGAUGUUGUUUGCUUCACUGCUGAUGUUGGUCAAGGUAUUAAAGAAAUGGAUGGCUUGGAAACAAAGGCCAAAGCUAGUGGGGCAAGUCAAUUGGUCGUAAAGGAUUUGAAGGAGGAAUUUGUGAGAGAUUACAUAUUUCCUUGUUUGCGAGCUGGUGCCAUCUAUGAGAGGAAGUAUUUGCUCGGGACUUCAAUGGCUCGUCCUGUUAUUGCUAAGGCCAUGGUUGAUGUUGCUAAGGAAGUUGGAGCAGAUGCAGUUUCUCAUGGAUGCACGGGAAAGGGAAAUGAUCAGGUACGCUUUGAGCUGACUUUCUUUGCUUUGAAUCCUGAACUCAAUGUUGUGGCUCCAUGGAGGGAGUGGGAAAUUAAGGGCCGAGAAGAUGCCAUUGAAUAUGCAAAGAAACACAAUGUCCCUGUUCCAGUGACAAAGAAAUCUAUUUACAGCAGAGAUCGGAAUCUGUGGCACCUUAGCCAUGAGGGAGACAUUUUGGAAGAUCCAGCAAACGAGCCCAGCAAGGAUAUGUACAUGAUGACUGCCGACCCAGAAGAUGCUCCAGAUAUCCCAGAAUAUGUAGAAAUUGGAAUACUUUCAGGCCUCCCCAUUUCUGUCAAUGGGAAGGAGCUUUCUCCAGCAUCGCUCCUCUCCGAGCUCAAUGAAAUCGGAGGAAGACAUGGAAUUGGCCGUAUUGACAUGGUCGAGAACCGGCUUGUCGGAAUGAAAAGCCGUGGAGUCUAUGAGACUCCUGGUGGAACCAUCCUCUUCACUGCAGCCCGCGAACUCGAGUCUCUGACGCUCGACAGAGAGACCAUGCAAGUCAAAGACUCACUUGCACUAAAAUAUGCCGAGCUGGUUUAUGCAGGUCGGUGGUUUGAUCCUCUCCGUCAGUCCAUGGACGCAUUCAUGGAGAAAAUCACUGAGACCACAACAGGAACCGUGACUCUUAAGCUGUACAAGGGGUCAGUCACUGUGGUCGGCCGGAUGAGCCCCUAUAGUUUGUAUAGGCAAGACAUCUCAUCGUUCGAGAGCGGGCAGAUUUAUGACCAGGCAGAUGCUGCUGGAUUUAUACGGCUUUAUGGGCUUCCGACAAGAGUGCGUGCUAUGCUUGAGAAGGGAAUUUAAGUGAGCAAAAGGAGUGGUAGGCAUUUUAAUCCCAUUUUAGGUAGGCAUUGGUGAGGAUGUCUGUUGAUUAUGGCCCAGUAGCUGUUUUUGGUUUUUCUGAAGGGUAGCCUGCUAGAGUGUCUCAGAAAUUUUUUAGACAGUAAUAAUAGUAGAGAUAAUUGAAAUUUAUGCUCCUUUUAUUAGGAAUUAUGUGAUUUUAUGACUCAAAAGGAUAUUUAAAAGUA